AUAACACAUCAUAUGGGUUAUGAUUUGGUAAAGCAGUUGUCAUUUCUCGCAGACGACGCACGCCAUGCACGACGUCUUCGAUAAUGGUGCACCUGACACGAAAGAAAAUUAAAUCGCAGAGUUGCUGAAAACUACAGAAGAACUAUAGUCAUCAUUAUAGUAUAUUAUUUACCCGUCAUAGUAUGUUGUAGAGACAGAGCACAGUUCAAACCACGACGCAGCAUUAAAAAGCAGUAGGCAUAGUCAGUGUCAGCGCGAAGUGGCGAUUGAUUUUUAAAGCUCUUGUGUCAGAGUUUGUGAGUUAACUCAAGUCGAUACCGUGCCACACUCGUGUAUUAGAAGCAGUGCAUUGGCUGUAUUCAGGGAAUUGGCCUGGCAUCUAUAAUACACAAUACGCAAAUUCACAUCAACGCAUACACACCAGCAGGUGUUCGUUGUCGGCGUGUACCGUGGCGGCCAAGCCUUCUGCAUCCGAGUAUACUAUUUUUUCGAUGCCUGUUUAGCUGUCAUGCGGUAUUGUUGUUGACGCUGAGACAGUCAUCUUGAUUGUCUCGUGAUUUUCUUUCUGUUCGUGGACAUCGAGAUCGUUUUAACAACAUGACCAGCAAGAAAGGACAGACCUGGAGAAUUGAGGCUGAAAUCGAUAAAAAUCGUGAGGAGAACAACUGGAAAAAGGUCAUCGAACUAGCCGAGCAGCUUAAAUCAACAUCCCCAGGAGCUGAAUGCUUGGCUCAUUUCCUUGGAGGUGAAGCUAGACUAGAGGCAUUUCUGGAGCAAACACCACCGAUUGAUGUCAAUGUAGCCAAAGCUCAAACAGGCUUAGUGGAAGCCAAAAAGUAUCUUCUUUUGGCUGCUGGUGAGAAAGACAAACAAGCACCUGUGGCAUUGGACGCUCAAUUGUUAUUAGGAAAACUUCACUAUGCUAUGGGAAUGUAUAGUGAAUCACUUGUUCAUUAUCAAGAGGCAGAUCUGCAGUCACUUACAGAAAAGCAGUUACCAAGUCGUAGUUUACGUAUUGUUGCUGAGUCUUUUGCUAUUAAGGGAUUAUGCUUAGAAAAACUACCUCCCACUUCCAAGUCAAAGUAUAAAGUUGCAGAAUGGCAUAGCCAAAUGAUUAAAUGUUAUGAGGUAGCUUCAAAUAUCACUUUAGUGUACUUACAAGAGCAGGACAAAGUUACUAUGCAACAGCAAAAUGGAACUUUGACAAUAAAUAGUACUUCUAACCUUGGAUCUUCAUCUCCACAAACUACUGUACAGCCAACAAAACAAAUGGGACCUAUAUUAGAAACAGCGAUGCAAAGGGCUCCUCUCAUUCACAUUCAAGCAAGAAAUAUUCAAGAAGCAGUUGACUGUUACAGAAACUUACUAUCAGCUCUUGAAACUACAGCCACGCAAAGUUUAAGACUAACAUUAGCUCGUCAGUUAGCAGAAGUAUUAUUGAGAGGCUUAAAGGGGAUUAAUUAUACAGUGCCAGAAAUCUCAGCCCCUACAAUAGCAACAAAAAAGUCAAGUGCAACUGAAUCACCCUGGAAACCAAAGAGAUAUGGUGGAAUUACCUUGUUUACUCCAAAAAAUGAAUAUGAAGAAUUAAUUUUACUACUAUUAAUCUGUGAAGCCAUGGCAGGGAAAAAUGCUGUUCUCAGUCAAUCACCAGAAUUCAAAGAGGCUAGAGUACGAGCUUAUCAAAAUGCCUGUGCUAUUUAUGAUCUACUUUGUGUUUGCGUUGUAAGAUGGAAUCAAGUAGAACUUUUGCAAGAGUCAUUGGAAAGGGCUAUGAAAUUCUCUCAUGGAGAAGUGCAUACAUGGACACAAUAUGCUUUAAGUCUAAUCCAUCUUGGAAGUUAUGUUCAUGGAUUUGCAGUAUUAAAAAUGGCAAUAAAACUUUCUCCCCAGAAAGUAGCUCCUUGUCUACUAGCUGCAAGAUUGUGUUAUGAACAUUUGAACAAAAUAUCUGAAGGGAUUGAAUGGAGUCAGUCAGCAUUAUCACGAGAAACUACCAAUCCUCAAGGACUAGUGGCUAGGUGUCAUCUUUUUAUUGGGAUUGGAUACAGUUUACGUUGUGCCAAUACAAAUCUUAAGCAAGAAAAAGCACAGUACAGUCAAUCGGCGUUUGAUGCUUUUAAUAAAGCUCAACAAAAUGAUCCAAAUGAUCACCUAGCGGAAUUCUAUUUGGCUAGAGAAUAUGCUUUAAAUAGAAAAUUAACAGAAGCAAUGAUACAUGUUAAAACUGCAUUAAAUUUAAGAGCAGAACACAUUCCAUCCUUACAAUUAUUAGUCUUAUUACUUACUGCCCAAAAACAAUAUAAAGAAGCAAUGGACUUAAUCAAAAGCAUUCUAGAAGAAUUUCCGGACAAUAUGAAAUUUUUAUACAUCAAAGCUACAUUAGAAUUGCGUGUUUUUAGUGCUGAAGAUGCUUUAUUUACCAUUAAACAUAUGCUUCAUUUAUGGAAACAAUUAUAUGAAGGUCAAAUGAGUUCUGAAGGAGAACAACAAAGUGAAAGACGUAGUGAAACAAGAAGUGUUUUUCAAAUGUAUUCAUCGGAAAUGUCAGAUAAAGAUUCUAGUUCAAUAAGAGCUCAAUCGCUUGCUGCAUCUAGGGUUGAACAAGCUUUAUCAGAAGUAGCAUCCUCAUUAAGCUCUUUUGUUCCAAGAACUGGUCCCCAAAAAGCCUGGUUAUUACAAUUAGAAGUAUGGUUAUUAUUAGCCGAAGUUUUUAUUGCAUUGGACCAUAUUAAGGAAGCUACAUUGUCAAUACAAGAAGCAUCUAAUAUAUUUCCAAUGAGUCAUCACAUCAUGUUUACUCGUGGACUGCUGCAUGAUUUCAAAAAGGAAUAUGAAGAAGCCAAAACAUCUUAUAUGAAUGCUGUAGCAAUUAAUCCAGUGCAUGUAAAGAGCCUUCAAAAUUUGGGUAUGGUAAAUAAUCACCUUGGCUGGACCCGACUGGCUGAGAAAAUAUUGAGGGAUGCUACUAAAAUUGAUCCAUACGAUUAUGUAACAUGGUAUAAUUUAGGUGUAGUUCUACAAUCACUCGAAGAACAUGAAGCAGCAGCUGAUUGUUUUGAAACUGCUCUUCAGAAUGAGGCUACUCAUCCAAUCCUUCCUUUCUCAACUGUUACAACUGUUUUUGAAUGAAUAAGAAUUUUACAGGGAAUAUGGUAUGAAUAUGAAAAUUGUUAGUCGAUUUAUCACGGAGACACAAGGGUAAAUUCAAAUGGUUACCAACUAUCAUUCAAGUUUGAAUGAGCAUAAUGCUAUGAACUCUAAAUUAUCUGUCUCAGUUAUUCAUUUGUAUAUAUAAUGACGGUUAAGUGUAUCUUAAAUUUAUUAAUAAAAGUUAUUGUUACCAAAACUAGUUUUCGUAAUUAAUUUGAAACACAAGCUUAGUUGAGUGAUUCUCUUUUUUUAUUUUUCUUUACAUCAUUAAUAUUUUUUACAUUAUAAUUUUUUAGAUUAAUCUUUCACCUGCUACUAUAGAAAGUAGUAAAGAUAAAUAAUAUCUUCAAGAUACAUUUUCUUACAUGUUUUUAUGCUAAAGGUAAUAAUAAUUUUUGAGCAAUUUAAAAUAUUUUGCUCAAUACAAUUUCAUGAAAUUACUCGAAAAUGAUUUU
Messenger RNA from Trichogramma pretiosum, 3608 nucleotides. It is a transcript of the gene Ttc7, whose product is annotated as tetratricopeptide repeat protein 7B. Gene Ontology annotation, cellular component: plasma membrane. Bases 598 to 3132 code for a protein of 844 amino acids. Lineage: Eukaryota; Metazoa; Arthropoda; Insecta; Hymenoptera; Trichogrammatidae. Gene Ontology annotation, molecular function: protein binding. The transcript is spliced from 13 exons. The record is from RefSeq and is a predicted model, not a curated record. Gene Ontology annotation, biological process: protein localization to plasma membrane; phosphatidylinositol phosphate biosynthetic process.